AUAAUUAUGCUAUGAGAGAGGCUUAUAAAAAUGAUAUUCAAGUUGCAAGAAAAAGCAAUCAGUUUUCACUUCAUGUUUUUUCUUUUGACUUUGCCCAAAAUGAGAAGCUGCCUUAUAAUCCACAACAACUAGAAAGGUGGUACUAUUUAUUGUUGUUAAAGGUACACCAAUUUGGAUUAGUGAAUGAAGGUAUUGACCAUCAUUGGCAUACUCUUUAUACUGAAAAAAAGGCAUUAAAAGGGACAAGCGAAAUUAAGGGUCAUACUCAAAAUUCUGUUGACUGUGGAUUUGGUAAUACCAAAAAAGAGUAUGCCAAAUUAGAAGUCUGGUGUAUUGACCAGUUAGUCAAUGUAAUAAAUAGAAGUGCAACCAAUAAUGUUGCUGUAAACUUAGAGGAUCAAGCAGGCCCAUUCCAUGAUUGGACUUCAAUGCUUAGCUCAUUAUACUAUAAACCUCUAGCUAUUCAAAAAUAUUAUUUUACCAGUUUAGAUUUACUAAAACAAAAUAUCCAUAUUGAAAGUUUAUACCCUCAAGAACUUUUGCCAAAAGGUCUUCCUGAAGAAAAACAGAUAGACCUUUGGAAUAACAUUCACCCAUAUUGUCUAAUUGCUUUCUGUGACAAAUAUUGCUUAAAACCAGAUAAAGAUAUG
Molecule: messenger RNA, 650 nt
Organism: Dentiscutata heterogama
Lineage: Eukaryota; Fungi; Glomeromycota; Glomeromycetes; Diversisporales; Gigasporaceae
Source: the annotation of a GenBank genome assembly